Molecule: messenger RNA, 721 nt
Organism: Aspergillus welwitschiae
Lineage: Eukaryota; Fungi; Ascomycota; Eurotiomycetes; Eurotiales; Aspergillaceae
Product: SND2/TMEM208 family protein
Exons: 2
Coding region: 111-641 (176 amino acids)
Biological process (GO): vacuolar protein processing
Cellular component (GO): intracellular membrane-bounded organelle
Source: RefSeq, a predicted model, not a curated record
ACUUGCAUCCGCACGCGACCUGCAUCAAUCAUUAUCAUCGUCAUCCGAUCAUACCGAAUUAAUCUCAACUUCAAAAAUCACCACCACCACCACCACCACCACCAAACAACAUGGCUCAAAAAGCCGCCAAAACCCUCGCCGCGCGCAACGCGUCCCUCCUCACCCGCACCCACCUCAUCAGCUUCGCCCUACACUUCCUCUUCCUCGCUCUCCACUGGCUCUUCAACCGCCCUCGCUCUCUAACCCCCUACUUCACACUCGCCUUCCCGACCCUCAUCAUCGAAUUCUACCUCGAACGGCUCGGCCGCCCGGUCUACAACCCCGCUGAUGGAUCCCUCCGCUCUCCCGGAGAGGAUCUCGGCGCCGCAGGACUGACGGAAUACAUGUGGGACGUGCUGUACUGGACGUGGGGGUGCAUUGGUGCUGCCUGCUUGUUUGGCGAUCGUGCUUGGUGGUUGUGGAUCGUCGUGCCGGUGUAUUCGGUGUGGUUGGCGUACAGUACCUUUAUGGGCAUGAAGAGUGGGUUGGCGGGGAUGGGUGGUGCUGGUGCGGGUGCUGGGCAGGAGCAAGGAGGUGCGGCGGAGAGUAAGAGGCAGAAGAAGAUGGAGAAGAGGGGUGCCAGGGGGGUGCAGUAUCGCUGAUAUGGUCUUGGGGGAGUGGGCUGUUGGUUGGUUCAUUGAGUGGCCGUUUGGGGACGGUUUAUGCAUAUAUAAUACGGAUG